This is a messenger RNA of Drosophila mauritiana, 4575 nucleotides long. It is a transcript of the gene mei-P26, whose product is annotated as E3 ubiquitin-protein ligase TRIM33. Gene Ontology annotation, biological process: positive regulation of DNA-templated transcription. Gene Ontology annotation, molecular function: ubiquitin-protein transferase activity; protein binding; zinc ion binding. The coding region runs from base 937 to 4554 and encodes 1205 amino acids. Lineage: Eukaryota; Metazoa; Arthropoda; Insecta; Diptera; Drosophilidae. The transcript is spliced from 8 exons. The record is from RefSeq and is a predicted model, not a curated record. Gene Ontology annotation, cellular component: nucleoplasm; chromatin.
UCCCUAGCUGCACUGCAUACAAAAGUUCGACGGGAGCAGUAAAGUAAUUAUUUGUUUAAUCCAAUAAUUAUCGACUCCAAUCAAAUUGGCGGUCUUCUGGUUGUUUUUAAUGUCCCACAGCGUGCUAAAUUCGCUGAAUCAGUGAAUAACGGAGCGGCGCUGUCGUCCAAUUUGCAUCGCCGUGUUCUUCGUCAGUGUUUGUUGUCGUCUCCUCGUUCGUCCUUAAUUUUAUUUCGUCCUUGUGGAACAAGAAGAACGAGAAGAAGCAAAAGAAAAGCCACAUUAACCUGGAGGAUCACCGCAAUACAUAGUUUCCAAAUGCUUUAAAAAUUAUUCGGCAAUAUCUAAAAAUAUAGAAAAGUAAGACAAGCAGCGAAUCAGCAACAACAAUCGAAAACACCAAACAAAAACCAAAAAACUAACAUAAGCCGAAAGUCGAAGGAGGCUCGCAAAUUUUUACAAAUUUGCAAUACAUUUUAAGUAAGCGGAAGAGAAGAAGGGGUGUUUGUUGUGCGUCAGUGUGUGUGUGUGUGUGCGUGCGCGUGGAUUGAAGGUCCUUCGCUCACUUUUACCCCGGCGAAACGAACUACUGUUGGCCUUUUUUUGCGGCGAUAGAAGGGACCUCAAUUGGAAUGGACCUGUUGGGAGAGCGGAGGGACAUUAGGGAGCAGCAGCAGCAGCAGCAGCAGGAUUAGUAUCAGGAUUAGGAAUAGGAUCAGCAAUAAAUGCAAGCAAGCGCAAAGGACUAGAAAAGGAAGCAGCGACCAGGAUUUAGGAGCCAGGAUUUAGGAGCCAGGAAAUACGAAAUACGGAAUAGCAAUCAGUAAUCAGGAAACAGGAAAGGCAGCCCAAGACAACAAAACAAAAGGAAUCCAUUGAAUCGACAAAAGACAAGAACUUGUUGUAUCAGAGAAGCGCCAAAAGAAAAAAAGGACAAUGACUACUGUGGAGGAGCCUGUCCAGGCGGUUGACACGGUCGAUCCGUGUCCUCCGGGGAUUCCCAAUCUGAAAACCGUUCUCAGCGACGAUGCCUCGAACUCAUCGGUGCUGGAGGACAUCGAUGUGAGCAACACGAGCAGCAGUAGCUCCAGUUCUAGCAGCUCCAGCUCCAGCUCUGGUUCCUGCUCUGGGUCGGGCACCGAUACGGACACCGGCAAGGGCAGCAGUAAUGUUGGCAGUCUGGAUGUGACCAGCUCUUCGAGCAUUGGUUCGGAGACCUCCAUCUCAUCGACGGGCUCCACAGCCAUUGCAGGACCAUCCGCUUUGCUAGACGAUUCGAACUCAUCCGGACUGGGCCUGGUGGUGGAUGUGGAUAGCAACGGGAGCAGCCAGGAGCUAAGCAGCCACGGCGUCACCGAGCUGGACUCGCUGGAGGACUCGUGCAGCGGCCUAAUGAUCAAGGAUGGGGAUAAGCUAUGCAAGCUGUGCAGCUUACGCCUCGUGAUGCCGCGCAUCUUGUCUUGCCUGCACGUAUUCUGUGAGGACUGCCUGCAGUCAGUGGUAUCGAAGGACACGAUGGCGGCCAGCUCGCCCAACAGCUGCUCCUCGUCUUCGUUCGAUGGCAGUGAGCACCACCACCGUCUGUCCGCUCUGCUCAUCGAGUGCCCCGUGUGCAAGCAGGAGACACCGCUGGGACCCAAGGGGAUCAAGGCACUACCCUGCGACUAUAUCGUGACCAAUAUACUGGACCUCUCCAAUUUGGAGUCUGAGCACAUUGUGUGCACGUCGUGCAAGAGCAAAGAGGAGGCCAUUUCGCGUUGCAACGACUGCGCCAACUUUCUGUGCAAUGGCUGCGAUAACGCCCAUAAGUAUAUGCGUUGCUUCGAAAAUCACCAUGUUGUGCGCAUCGAGGAUCUAACCAAGAACGUCCACGACAAGCUGAUCAUACACAAGCCAGUGUUCUGCCGCCAGCACGUAAGCGAGAAUCUCAAGUACUAUUGCUUCACCUGCCAGGUGCCCACGUGCAAUGAUUGCCUGCUGAGCGAUCACAAGGGCAGCGACCAUCAUUAUGAGACGGCCACGGUGGCGGAGCAGGCGGUGCGAGCCGAUCUCGAGGAAACUCUGAGUGAUACGCUCAAGAAGGCCGACUACUGCAACGAUGCGGGUAGCAAUCUGGGCAGUGCCCUCACCGAACUCCAGUCACAGCACGAUACUGUGCGGCAGCAAAUCGAGGAUGCCUACAAGUCCUACAAGCGUAUGCUAGAAUCGAUCAAGGAUCAGAUGCUUAACGAGCUGGGACGCCUGCACUCGGAUCGCGAGCUAAAGAUCAUGGAUCUGAUGCAGAGUAUGGAGAACACGAUGGGAAAGCUGCAGCACGCUGCUCAGUUCGGCCAGCGGGCUGUCGAAAAGGCCAAUUCCAUUGAGUUUCUGCUGCUGAAGCCCAUCAUCAGUGCCCAGUGCUUGAAUCUCAUGGAGCAGACGCCCAAGUGCGAUGUCAACUAUCAACUGCAGUUUGACUCGAAGCCAGAGAUGUUCGAGCAAUUCGCCAGGGAGAUGUUUGGCAAAUUUCAAACGGAUCACAUUGACUCUAGUCCCAAGAAGCUGGGGAUGACCCAGCAGCUGCAACAGCAACAGCAGCAGCAGGUGCAACAGCAACAACAUCAGCACCAGCACCAGGUGCAACAGCAACAGCAGCAUCAGCAGCAGCAGCAGCAGCAACAACAACAGGUGCAGCACCAACAGCAGCAGCAAAAGCUUCAGUUGCAGCAACAACAGCAGCAUCAACACAACUCGAACAAUUUGAUUGUCGGCCAUCGGGGCAGCUCCUCUGUCCAAGGGCGCCUGACCUCAGCUGUAUUCAGCCCCAUCUCGCUGCCCUCCUCGCUGCAGAGUUCCUUCGAUGGCGACACCAACUCGGUGAUGACCAAUUUCUCCAUGAUGGACUCGCCGCCGCAGCCAUCAUCGCAACAGCAAUUGCCAUCUGCCCAGCAGCAGUCUCAGCAGCAGCAACAGCAGCAGCAGCAGCAACAGGCGGCGGUGGUACUGCAGCAGGUGCAACAGCAGCAGAAGCACCAGCAACACCAAGUGCAGCAGCAGCAACAGCAACAGGGGCUGCACCAGCCAACAUCGGCCCAGUCCAUGCCGCAGCAGUUGGGGCAGCUCGUUGCACCGCAGGGAAUUGUCCAGCAGGCUGGACAUGUCAAUCUCAACGCUGGUCCCGGCCCGAAUAUAUCCAUCAAUGGCCUGGGCGCCGGUGGUCCGCCACCUAGUUUUAGCAUGCUGGAGUACAACAUCUCACGACUGGCCAGCUUGACGGAAACAAUGCCAGAUACCCUCAACGAUGCACUGGCUGUUGGAGGAGGAGCAGCCGGACCUGUUCCGAAUGUUGUGGCCCAAGUGCCGGGUGGUUCGGCCGUGACUGGUGGAGCCGUUGUGGGAGCAUCGCAUGCGCAUCAACAGCAAUCGCAGGCCGUAAUGCCGGCAUCGGCGGUCACUCCCACGCAGCCAAUUACUUUGGCUGACAUCCUAUCGGGCGACCAGCGGGCGCUUAACAAUCUCCAGGCGCUGGCCAAGCUGGGACUCAACAACAAUGAUGAUGGGCUUUUGUUAGACGGAUCCUCAACGGAAAUUGAUUUUUUAUCAGAUUUCUGCAUGCCACCGGCCACAUCGCCCAGCCUGCAGUCCCUCAAUCCAAUCGUUGGUGGCGUGGAGGACAUGGGACUCAAUAACUUCCAUGCCGUGGCUGCGCCGGGCACCACCAGUGUGGUCACCGGCCGGAACAAGGCCACUCCGAUGCAGAUUCGUUGCAAAUUCGGUUCACUGGGCACCGCCAAGGGCCAGUUUAAUUCACCCCAUGGAUUUUGCCUGGGCGUCGACGAGGAGAUCAUCGUGGCGGACACGAACAACCAUCGCAUCGAGGUCUUCGACAAGAUGGGUGCCCUUAAGUUCCAGUUCGGUGUGGCCGGCAAGGAGGAGGGCCAGCUCUGGUAUCCGCGCAAGGUGGCCGUGAUGCAUAACAAUGGCAAAUUUGUGGUCUGCGAUCGUGGAAACGAGCGUUCUCGCAUGCAAAUCUUCUCCAAGUGCGGACACUUUAUGCGCAAGAUAGCUAUCAGAUACAUUGAUAUCGUCGCUGGCUUGGCUGUCACAGCAAAGGGUCACAUCGUGGCUGUGGAUAGCGUGUCGCCCACCGUCUUUGUGAUCUCCGAGGAGGGCGAAUUGGUACGCUGGUUCGACUGCAGCGACUAUAUGCGCGAGCCCUCCGACAUCGCCAUACGAGACAACGACUUUUACGUGUGCGACUUUAAAGGCCAUUGCGUGGCCGUUUUCCAGGACGACGGCACAUUCCUCUAUCGCAUUGGCAACGAGAAGGUCACUUGCUUCCCCAAUGGCAUUGAUAUAUCGAAUGCCGGGGACGUGCUCAUCGGCGACUCGCACGGCAAUCGCUUCCACGUCGCCUGCUACUCGCGCGAGGGCGCCCUUCAGUCCGAGUUCGAGUGUCCACAUGUAAAGGUCUCCCGCUGCUGCGGACUAAAAAUCACAUCCGAGGGCUAUGUGGUUACGCUGGCAAAGAACAAUCAUCAUGUUCUAGUCCUGAACACCCUCUAUGUUCACUGAUUGCAAAUCAAAGCGCGCAAC